Molecule: messenger RNA, 1370 nt
Organism: Wyeomyia smithii (pitcher-plant mosquito)
Lineage: Eukaryota; Metazoa; Arthropoda; Insecta; Diptera; Culicidae
Product: zinc carboxypeptidase-like
Exons: 4
Coding region: 34-1290 (418 amino acids)
Biological process (GO): proteolysis
Molecular function (GO): metallocarboxypeptidase activity; zinc ion binding
Source: RefSeq, a predicted model, not a curated record
AUUAGCUCGUGCUGUUCGGUAGUGUUUGAGAAGAUGUCUCUGCUAAAGACACUUUUUCCACUUGUAAUAUCAAUUACCUUCGUAUGGUGCGCCCAAGUUAGGUUUGAUAACUACAGAGUCUACGAAAUAUUUAUCAACAACCAAGUUCAACUUGAUGCCUUACAAUACCUGGAGCAGUUUUCCGAUGCGUACUCAUUCUGGGAAUCACCUAUUCGCACAGGAAAGAAGAUAGAUGUGAUGGUCCCUCCCCAUAAAUUCUCCGACUUUGAUGAGUUAGCUUCUCGGCUGGAAAUGCGUGUUAGAAUGAAAAUCGAGAAUGUUCAGCGAUUGAUAGACAGCCAGCAACCGAAACGAACGAGACGUGAUGGUUUUGGAUGGACUGAAUACCACACAUUGGACGAAAUGUAUGACUGGAUGGAUGGCUUAGCUUCCGAAUACCAGGGCAUUGUUACUGUGGAGCUUGUGGGUCACUCCUAUGAAGGCCGUGAAGUGAGAGCUAUCAAACUUUCACAUAAAGAGGGCAACCCAGGAAUCUUCCUAGAGUCCCACAUUCAUGCCCGUGAGUGGAUCACAUCGGCCACUGCUACAUGGAUAUUGAAUGAGCUUCUGAGCUCAUCUGAUGAACAGGUUCAGGAAUUGGCUAGAAACUACGAUUGGUACAUUUUACCGGUUGUUAAUCCUGAUGGGUUAAAUUACACACAGGAAGUCAAUCGAAUGUGGCGAAAAACACGUUAUCCUCACAGUAUACUGUGCAGUGGAGUUGAUAUGAAUCGAAACUUCCCGUAUCAUUGGAUGGAUGGGGGGUCAUCAGCGAAUCCUUGCUCGGAUACAUAUGCUGGGCCCAAACCUGCUUCCGAAGUAGAAUCGCAAAAUAUCAUCGAUUAUUUCGUUAUAAACAAAGACCGGAUUCAUUUCUAUUUGUCUUUCCACUCAUACGGCCAGCUAAUACUGCUCCCAUUCGGUUACCAGGACGCACCGAAAACAGCCAACUUCUAUGAUUGGAUGGAAAUGGCAGAGGCUGCAGCUAUUGCUUUAGCGAAACGCUAUGGCACCUCGUAUACAGUCGGAAAUACCGCUGAAGUCUUAUAUAUUGCAUCCGGAUCAACACGGGACUGGGCUCUUGGAGAAUAUAACGUCUCGAUAGCGGCAUCAUACGAGUUUCGUGAUACGGGAGACUAUGGAUUCUUGUUACCUGAGGAGCAAAUAAUUCCAAAUUCCGAGGAAGUACUGGAUUCAUUGGUGGCAUUCCUAGCGAAGGCUCGUGAGCUGGAAUAUUUCGAAGUUGUAUAAACCAAAUGUGUACUGAGAAGUAGUUUUUAACGCUAAUCUUCGCAAAUUUGAAUAAAACUUUACUCAUACAUUGAUUACAA